This is a messenger RNA of Camponotus floridanus (Florida carpenter ant), 2969 nucleotides long. RefSeq names its product neuroligin 4-like. The coding region runs from base 2516 to 2959 and encodes 147 amino acids. NCBI's taxonomy places the organism in Eukaryota, Metazoa, Arthropoda, Insecta, Hymenoptera, Formicidae. Gene Ontology annotation, molecular function: signaling receptor activity; neurexin family protein binding. The record is from RefSeq and is a predicted model, not a curated record. The transcript has a single exon. Gene Ontology annotation, cellular component: cell surface; synapse; postsynaptic membrane. Gene Ontology annotation, biological process: modulation of chemical synaptic transmission; postsynaptic membrane assembly; neuron cell-cell adhesion.
UCGAAGUGUCGGCUACAUCGGGUCGCUUGCUUUUCCUCGCGAUACAAACCGCGGGCGUCCCAGCGGUGCUCUCACCCUCUCCUUCGCGGUGUAAUACCUACCUGCGCGCCCGCCCCUCUCGCGAUCCCGUCACGCGAGAUCCGUCGCAUUCGGUGGCAUCGACCAGGUUGUCGUCGACGAACGUAACGGUGUAACCGUGCCAAGAAGGAAGGGUGGUAGUUUGCGAACCGGCCGACCGAGGGGGAUGGGGGGAAGGGAAGAGGGUUAGCUCGCCGUGGGAAGAAACGCGGGGACGGGGAGGGGGGUGGCAUCGCUUCGCUCUCUUCGGGCUCGAUCACCUCGCUCGCCACCUUUCCCGACGGAUUUUUCGGUGCGUCGCUUCACGAGAAGGGGUGGCGGUGCGUCUCUUGCCAGCGAGCGAGGGAAAAGUCCCGGUUUCGCGCAGUUCGACUUGAAACUUGAAAUUACUUUCGGCGCGUCCGACAAAUCGGCAUUAUCGGGAAAACGAUUUACCCUUCCCCCUCCGGCUCGACAAAGUUUGAAGAAAUAUACCGGACGGAUUGGCGGGAGAGGAGAAUGAGCCUCGCGCGAAGCUGUGUGCGAAGGGAAUCCUCGACAAUAGUGCUCAGUCCGAUGAAGGGAUGAUGAUCGCGCGCGUGACUCUCCAAGUGUUGUGUCGACGAUCGAAGGAUCGUCCGUCUCAGUGAUCGAUCGGGAAAAGUGCGAAUCCGAUGGAGUGAACGACACGGAUGAUCCCAACUUUUGUCUACGAGUGUCCAUCUGGGAAGUUUGCCGUUGAUCAGCGGCGCGAUUUUGAUUCAACUAGGGUAAUCGAAUGUCGGAGCUGUUGACUUUGCAGAAAUAGCGUCGCUGGGUUGCAUUCUCCGCCGAAGGGACACCUCGGAAGACUCGAGCACGACGCAUUUCUCGAAGCUAUUGCCCCUUUUAUUUCAACAACGACCGUUUGCGCCCUUCAAGCAUCAAACGGAUAAAGCAGCUGAAGAAUUUUCAGUAGCACUUUUACCGACCACGUAGGGAAUUUUAGCGUAAAUAACGGUUUCACGCGUAUUUUCACCGGGAAACCGGAAAAGCAGCGGUUUCUUUAGCCGCAAACAUUGUUUCCCCUCGGCGAAUUAGCUUCGCAAAGGGAUUGUUUGCUGAAGAAUUGCACCUCGGCGAAUGUUCCAUUCGAUCGAGAGAGACUAGUUCGAUUAGACGCGGCUCUCUCGUUAGCUUCGAUCCGUCCAAUAAAAUCUCGAGUGAGAAAUAAUCUGGUAUCUUUCCUCUGUUGCUUGCCAGGACAAAACAAUGUUGUAAACACUGGAAAUAUAGCUUUCUUCUGAGCACGAUUAGAGCCGGUGCCCGUUCAAUCUUUUUCGAUACAUUAAGCACGCUAUCGGAAACAAGAUUGUCUUUGUGUGAGAGAGAAGGAGAAAGAGAGAGCGAUAAAAAGGAACAGGCGUGAACUUGCCUUCAACUUGAGCAGACGACGGGCGGAAAUAGAAAUUCGUCAAGACGAUAUUACUUUCUCAUGGAAGUUUCAGCGAGCGGAUCCUGCUUCAACGAUUGAAAUGUUAAUCUAUCGGAAAAGAGUGCAAUCUUACCUCAGUGACGGAAUGUGUAAUAAAUAGUUUCGAUUGUCUAAACGUUCAAUGAUAAACUUACAACGAUCUCUUUUAUGGUGUAGGAAGUCUCCAUCGUUCAGCGAAGCGACGAAGCAAGAUUUGCAGAUCAUUAACCCCCCGCAAGUCGAUAACGAAGCUGAUAAUUAGGUUUAAGAGACAAUAAUAACGUUUCUAAUGAGGAUAUAAUUGAGCUUCAGCAAAAUAUCUUCUACGAUUCUAGGACAUCCAACUAGGUGUAUGACUAAAAGGAUCUAAAAUUCAGAGCGAUUAUAAUUUCUGUAACUCUUUUAGAUGAAAUUCAUAACUCAGAAUGUUUCUCGGUCUACAUCAUUUACAGUCUUCCUUAGAUCAAUUGCGUCGAGGUAGAUGAUUGAGGACGUAAUUGCAGUCUACUUUCUUCUGGGUGAUUUAAAUGAAACAGAUACAUUGGAAGGAUCAUGGAAAAUUUAUCGUACCUCGUCGCAUGUAAAUUAUUUAUCAAGGAGAUUUAAUUAACGACAAUAGUCUACCUCCGUCUUAAAAUCCUUGAAAACUAAACAAUCAGGACGACGACGUUUAUUUCAAAAACAAAGGAUUGUAAGAAGCUGUCGUAAAAUAAGAGCAACUUGUAUUAACCUCCGCCUUUUAUCAAGAUCACCUCGAAUAUCCGGCAAGAUCUGACAGUCAUCUCUUUGUCUCAAGGAAGAUUGAUGCAUCCAGGAGGUGGAUCGGCAGCCGAGCGUCGCGCGAUGGACCAGCUCGCGUACGUCCGCACUUCCGGUGGCGGUUAAGAAAGGGAACAAUCGCGAGGACGGAGGGAAGGCGGUAUGAGAGGCGGCGGAAGAGCCGCGAAGAAGUGAUCGAGGCGAAGGAGGUGACGCCGAAGACGUCGGUGAUCAUCGCGUCUCAAGAUGACGUCGCCGAUCCUGGCUCUGCUCGGCUUGAUUCUGGCGACCGCCGGCGCCGAGCUGAGCUCAAGGAUCGUCAGGACUAAGUACGGCGAGCUGUCGGGCGUGAUCGUUACCCUCGAUCGGAACCUCGAGGGCGUCGAGGUGUUUCGCGGGGUGCCCUACGCCUCGCCGCCGACCGGCUCGUUGCGCUUCAUGCCCCCCGUCAGCGGCGCCCUUUGGCACGGCGUGAAGGUCGCCGAUAAGUUCGGACCCGUCUGCUCCCAGAAGCUGCCCGAGAUCAACGACAAGAUGCCCAAGGGCAGGGCGGAGUAUCUCAAGAGGCUGCUGCCCUACCUCAAGAACCAAAGCGAGGACUGCCUGUACCUCAACAUUUAUGCGCCGGUCCAAGGUAAUCCCUUUCCACCCUUCACUUGGCCGAAAGUAGACGUUGAUAUAUAUAAUUGAAAGGUGUGAA